ACCAGCCCCCCAUACUGCUGUGUAGACCUGUACUCUCUGAGGACAGGGGAGAUGGUCAAGUCCAUCCAAUUCAAGACUCCCAUCUACGACCUGCACUGCAACAAGGAGUACGUACAGCAUCAUCACUUUUUGCAUUCAUAUAAUCAGUGCAUUCAUAUAAAUAUAUUGCAGUAUUAUGUAAUAUGAAAAUCACAUCCUAUUUGUAAUUUUCCUGAGUUUUGUAGGAUUCUAGUUGUCGCCCUGCAGGAGAAGAUUGCUGCAUUCGACAGCUGCACCUUCACCAAAAAGUUCUUUGUUACAAGUAAGGAGCUGGGACUGUGUGUGCAUCCUAAAUGACACCCUAUGCCCUACAUAGUGCACUACUUUUGAACAGUGCACUAUAUAGGGCCACUUUGGAUGAUAAGGCUUUGAUGUAUGUGUUCAUGUUGAACCAGAUGAUGACAUACUCAUGGAAGUUUGUUUUCCUUGUGGCUUUGAUCAAUAGCUCUCUAAUAGCAGGAAUUCCCCUUCACACAUUGUUCUUAUCAUCACACACACACACACUAGACCAGUGGAUACAAAGAUUAGUACUCACAAAUGCAUACACGGUACUCUUCAGUGAAAUCAAUGGACAGAUCAUCUUGGAACAGAUGCUUGGUCUCUCCUGUGUCUCUCUGUGUACAUCUGUGAGAACACCAAAGCGAUAUAGCCACCCACUAACAGUUAUAUAGCCAGUAGCACAAACACACAGAGCCAGAGCCAGCGCAGGCCAGUCACAUAACACAUCAGCAUUUUCCACACAAACAUCCUAGCACCAAAAAGACAGGCAAGUCUGUCACGCUGGCAUCACCCAGCCCAAAAAACCAACUAACUACAGACAGAUACUGGCAGUGUUUACCCUGUGAUACACAAACCACCAUGCCUCCUCAAGGAGCACAACGUUUAGAACAGGUCUAAACUGUUUUCACUGAAACAUCAUAGUAGAGCAGGCUUAACACAUCUCAACAUCACUGACAGUAUGUUUAUAGCAUGUUUACAACUCCUGGUUGUAACCUCAACGUCAUACAGUUACACUACCUACCUAGGUUGUGUUCAGAAGGCACUGAAGGAGAGAAAACAUUGUGAAACAGGGAGGUACCAUACUACUAUCUGAACUUGUACAUUUUUAUUUAUUUUUUCCAAGUAGUUUUGCUACAUUGUGCCCAACUGAACAGGACUCCUGGGCAGCGCAGGAUGACGUGAAACAGUAUAUGUAACAAGGUCAUUGCUGCCUGCAGACAGUAAACUAACUGCUGUUGGGAGAAUAGGGUCUUAAUGCGUUGUCUGGUAUGUCUGCCUUUCCUAUCCAUGCCUGGCUGGCUGGGCCACAGGACAAUGAGUAUAAUCAAUCACUGUUAAUCGUUCUCAAUGACGCUUCCUCCGUGUAAAAUGGAGGCUCGUUUCUCUUUGGGGAGGAAGAGGAGCAACACAGGCGUCCUGUAAUGUGGGUUGUUUUUAGUUGUUGCCUGUCUUUAGAGUGGUGUGGAGUAGGGAUGAGGUUAGUUAAGUCUGUCUGUGUGUGGAUGUGAUUUUGGGGUUGGUGAUUCCCCUUUUUCUCCAUCAAAUGUUUUAUUUUCUCUUCAUCUUUCCUUCUUCGGCCCUUUUUCUCUUUCCUCUGUUCUACUCAGCCUUUUCCCCUCUGCCUUACUCUACAUUUUACAUUUUACAUUUUAGUCAUUUAGCAGAUGCUCUUAUCCAGAGCGACUUACAGUUAGUGAGUGCAUACAUUUUCAUACUCUCCCUCUAUUCUUUAUUUUAUCUUUAUAUCCUUUUCUCUUCUCCCCCUUCCUCUCCUCUUCCUUUCUUUUCAUGUCUUUUCUCUUUUCCAAUAUCUCGUCCUCUUCUCCCUCUCUUCUGUUCCUUUUCCCCCCCUCACUCCUCCCCUUCUCUCCACACAGGAUGUGUCAGACAUGUUAUCUUACUGCAUGGGCUGAGUGGGUCGCUCUCCCCCAGCCUUGGAGCACCAACAAAAGGCUGUAGCAUUGUGGCUUACCUCAAGUCCUAUUCACCCCUCGCUUCCCAGCUUCGACUCUUCUGAACACUAAAUUACUGUCUGACUCAUCUCAUCUGCACCCUGAGCACUACAUUACUGUCAGCCAAACCUCUCUCCCCUCGCCUCCAUGCACUCACAUGACCGUGUGUGUGUGUGUGUGUGUGUGUGUGUGUGCGUGCGUAUGAGAUUUGUACUGGUAUGUCCAUUUGUGGGGGUGUGUGAAUGCGUCUGUAUAUCUGUUUGUGUGUGUAUGUGCAAACAAGCGUAUUUGUCCCAGUUGCUCUUUCCAUGCAUUUAUGGCAGUAUCCAUCAUGACUCCCUUUCUGUUUACAGACAUGUUUGUGAGUAGUGGUGAAUCCUGAUGGUGGAUGUGCUGUGCAGAACUGAAAAAUACUAUUUGAAAUCUUUCAAAUAUCUUGAGUGUUUGCUUGGAGUGUUUUGGAACUAAUAUAUUGGUAUAUCAAGCCAGACAAGCUUAAUCAAGCACAGAUAAUGUUUUUGAAAUAAUUUCAAAUAGUAUUUGAACCCAGGUCUGGUGCUGUGUGGCCAUUGACUCCAGUGUGUGUGUGUGCGUGCUUGUAUUUAGUUAAUUAUUACUCAUCAUCAUGUCUACUGUGAGAUGACUGUUUACAUCAACAUCUGUGCGAGUGGGUGGACACAUUUGUUCCAGUUUACAGUGCAUUCGGAAUGCAUUAAGACCCCUUGACCUUUUCCACAUUUUGUUACGUUACAGCCUUAUUCUAAAAUUGAUUUAAAUAGUUUUUCCCCCUCAUCAAUCUACACACUACACCAUAAUGACAAAGCAAAAACAGUUGUUUUUCUUUGCAAAAAAACCAAAACAAACAGAUCACGUACUUUGUUGAAGCACCUUUGGCAGCGAUUACAGCUUAGAGUCUUCUUGGGUAUGACGCUACAAGCUUGGCACACUUUUAUUUGGGGAGUUUCUCCCAUUCUUCUCUGCAGAUCCGCUCACGCUCUGUCAGGUUGGAUGGGGAGCGUUGCUGCACAGCUAUUUUCAGGUCUCUUCAGAGAUGUUCGAUCGGGUUCAAGUCCGGGCUCUGGCUGGGCCACUCAAGGAAAUUCAGAGACUUGUCCCGAAGCCACUCCUGCAUUGUCUUGGCUGUGUGCUUAGGGUCGUUGUCCUGUUGGAAGGUGAACCUUUGCCCCAGUCUGAGGUCCUGAGUGCUCUGGAGCAGGUUUUCUUCAAGGAUCUCUCUGUACUUUGCGCCGUUCAUCUUUCCCUCGAUCCCGACUAGUUUCCCAGUCCCUGCCGCUGCAAAACAUCCCCACAGCAUGAUGCUGUCACCACCAUGCGUCACCGUAGGGAUGGUGCCAGGUUUCCUCCAGACGUGACGCUUGGCAUUCAGGCCAAAGAGUGCAUUCUUGGUUUCAUCAGACCAGAGAAUCUUGUUUCUCAUGGUCUGAGAGUCCUUUAGGUGCCUUUUGGCAAACUCCAAGCGGGCUAUCAUGUGCCUUUUACUGAGGAGUGGCUUCUGUCUGGCCACUCUACCAUAAAGGCCUGAUUUGGUGGAGUGCUGCAGAGAUGAUUGUCCUUCUGGGAGGUUCUCCCAUCUCCACAGAGGAACUCUGGAGUACAGCACUUUGGCCAAGCUUCCUGCUAUCCAGGACCUCUAUACCAGGCGGCAUCAGAGGAAGGCCCUAGAAAUUGCCAAAGACUCCAGCCACCCUAGUCAUAGACUGUUCUCUCUGCUACCGCACGGCAAGCGGUACCCAAGCGCCAAGUCUAGGUCCAUAAGGCUUCUUAACAGCUUCUACCCCCAAGCCAUAAGACUCCUGAACAUCUAAUCAAAUGACUACCCGGACUAUUUGCAUUGUAUUAUCUAUGUAUUAUCUAUAUCUAUGUAUUAUCUAUACCUUACCUCUACCUACAUGUACAGUUGAAGUCGGAAGUUUACAUACACUUAGGUUGGAGUCAUUAAAACUAGUUUUUCAACCACUCCACACAUUUCUUGUUAACAAACUAUAGUUUUGGCAAGUCGGUUAGGACAUCUACUUUGUGCAUGACACAAGUAAUUUUUCCAACUAUUGUUUAUUGGUGGUGUACCUUUUAAUAUGCCAUUUAGCAGACGCUUUUAUCCAAAGCGACUUACAGUCAUGUGCGCAUACAUUUUUACGUAUGGGUGGUCCCGGGGAUCGAACCCACUACCCUGGCGUUACAAGCGCCAUGCUCUACCAAUUGAGCUACAGAGGACCACCUGUGGAUGUAUUUCAAGGCCUACCUUCAAACUCAGUGCCUCUUUGCUUGACAUCAUGGGACAAUCAAAAUAAAUCAGCCAAGACCUCAGCAAAAAAAAUUGUAGACCUCCACAAGUCUGGUUCAUCCUUGGGAGCAAUUUCCAAACGCCUGAAGGUACCACGUUCAUCUGUACAAACAAUAGUACGCAGGUAUAAACACCAUGGGACCACGCAGCCAUCAUACCGCUCAGGAAGGACACGCAUUCUGUCUCCUAGAGAUGAACGUACUUUGGUGCGAAAAGUGCAAAUCAAUCCCAAAACAAUAGCAAAGGACCUUGUGAAGAUGCUGGAGGAAACGGGUACAAAAGUAUCUAUAUCCACAGUAAAACAAGUCCUAUAUCGACAUAACAUGAAAGGCCGCUCAGCAAGGAAGAAGCCACUGCUCCAAAACCGCCAUAAAAAAGCCAGACUACGGUUUGCAACUGCACAUGGGGACAAAGAUCGUACGUUUUGGAGAAAUGUCCUUUGGUCUGAUGAAACAAAAAUAGAACUGUUUGGCCAUAAUGACCAUCGUUAUGUUUGGAGGAAAAAGGUGGUUACUUGCAAGCCGAAGAACACCAUCCCAACCGUGAAGCACGGGGGUGGCAGCAUAAUGCUGUGGGGGUGCUUUGCUGCAGGAGGGACUGGUGCACUUCACAAAAUAGAUGGCAGCAUGAGGAAGGAAAAUUAUGUGGAUAUAUUGAAGCAACAUCUCAAGACAUCAGUCAGGAAGUUAAAGCUUGGUCGCAAAUGGGUCUUCCAAAUGGACAAUGACCCCAAGCAUACUUCCAAAGUUGUGGCAAAAUGGCUUAAGGACAACAAAGUCAAGGUAUUGGAGUGGCCAUCACAAAGCCCUGACCUCAAUCCUAUAGAAAAUGUGUAUAUAGCCUCCCUACUGUUAUUUUACUGCUGGUAUUUAUUUUUAUUUUUACUUAUCUAUUUUUUACUUAACACUUAUUUUAUUUUUUAACUGCAUUGUUGGUCAAGGGCUUGUAAGUAAGCAUUUCACUGUAAGGUCUACACCUGUUGUAUUCGGCGAAUGUCACAGAUGCACUGACAACUGUGGGACCUUAUAUAAACAGGUGUGUGCCUUUCCAAAUCAUGUCCAAUCAAUUGAAUUUACCACAGGUGGACUCCAAUCAAGUUGUAGAAUGGAAACAUGAUGCUCCUGAGCUCAAUUUCGAGUCUUCUAGCAAAGGGUCUGAGUACUUAGUGGUUUGCGAAAGUAUUCACCCCCCUUGGAAUUUUUCCUAUUUUGUUGCCUUACAACCUGGAAUUAAAAUGGAUUUAUAGGGGGUUUGUAUCAUUUGAUUUACACAACAUGCCUACCACUUUGAAGAUACAAAAUAAAAAAAAGUUUUGUGAAACAAACAAGAAAUAAGACAAAAAAACAGAACUUGAGCGUGCAUAACUAUUCACCCCCCCAAAGUCAAUAUUUUGUAGAGCCACCUUUUGCAGCAAUUUCAGCUGCAAGUCUCUUGGGGUAUGUCUCUAUAAGCUUGGCACAUCAAGCCACUGGGAUUUUUGCACAUUCUUCAAGGCAAAACUGCUCCAGCAACUUCAAGUUGGAUGGGUUCCGCUGGUGUACAGCAAUCUUUAAGUCAUACCACAGAUUCUCAAUUGGAUUGAGGUCUGGGCUUUGACUUUGCCAUUCCAAGACAUUUAAAUGUUUCCCCUUAAACCACUCAAGUGUUACUUUAGCAGUAUGCUUAGGGUCAUUGUCUGCUGGAAGGUGAACCUCUGUCCCAUUCUCAAAUCUCUGGAAGACUGAAACAGGUUUCCCUCAAGAAUUUCCCUGUAUUUAACGCCAUCCAUCAUUCCUUCAAUUCUGACCAGUUUCCCAGUCCCUGCCGAUGAAAAACAUCCCCACAGCAUGAUGCUGCCACCACCAUGCUUCACUGUGGGGAUGGUAUUCUCGGGGUGAUGACAGGUGUUGGGUUUGCGCCACACAUAGCGUUUUCCUUGAUGCCCAAAAAGCUCAAUUUUAGUCUCAUCUGACCAGAGUACCUUCUUCCAUAUGUUUGGGGAGUCUCCCACAUGUCUUUUGGUGAACACCAAACGUGUUUGCUUAUUUUUUUCUUUAAGCAAUGGCUUUUUUCUGGCUACUCUUCCGUAGAGCCCAGUUCUGUGGCGUGUACGGCUUAAAGUGGUCCUAUGGACAGAUACUCCAAUCUCUGCUGUGGAGCUUUGCAGCUCCUUCAGGGUUAUCUUUGGUCUCUUUGUUGCCUCUCUGAUUAAUGUCCUCCUUGCCUGGUCCGUGAGUUUUGGUGGGCGGCCCUCUCUUGGCAGGUUUGUUGUGGUGCCAUAUUCUUUCAAUUUUUUAAUAAUGGAUUUAAUGGUGCUCCGUGGGAUGUUCAAAGUUUCUGAUAUUUUUUUAAUAACCCAACCCUGAUCUGUACUUCUCCACAACAUUGUCCCUGACCUGUUUGGAGAGCUCUUUGGUCUUCAUGGUGCCGCUUGCUUGGUGGUGCCCCUUGCUUAGUGGUGUUGCAGACUCUGGGGCCUUUCAGAACAGGUGUGUAUAUAUACAUUUACAUUUACGUCAUUUAGCAGACGCUCUUAUCCAGAGCGACUUACAAAUUGGUGCAUUCACCCUAUAGCCAGUGGGAUAACCACUUUACAAUUAUUAUUAUUAUUAUUUAUUUAUUUUUGGGGGGGGGGGGGGGGGGUAGAAGGAUUACUUUAUCCUAUCCCAGGUAUUCCUUAAAGAGGUGGGGUUUCAAAUGUCUCCGGAAGGUGGUGAGUGACUCCGCUGUCCUGGCGUCGUGAGGAAGCUUGUUCCACCAUUGGGGUGCCAGAGCAGCGAACAGUUUUGACUGGGCUGAGCGGGAACUAUGCUUCCGCAGAGGAAGGGGAGCCAGCAGGCCAGAGGUGGAUGAACGCAAUGCCCUCGUUUGGGUGUAGGGACUGAUCAGAGCCUGAAGGUACGGAGGUGCCGUUCCCCUCACAGCUCCAUAGGCAAGCACCAUGGUCUUGUAACAGAUGCGAGCUUCAACUGGAAGCCAGUGGAGUGUGCGGAGGAGCGGGGUGACGUGAGAGAACUUGGGAAGGUUGAACACCAGACGGGCUGCGGCAUUCUGGAUGAGUUGUAGGGGUUUAAUGGCACAGGCAGGGAGCCCAGCCAACAGCGAGUUGCAGUAAUCCAGACGGGAGAUGACAAGUGCCUGGAUUAGGACCUGUGCCGCUUCCUGUGUAAGGCAGGGUCGUACUCUCCGAAUGUUGUAGAGCAUGAACCUACAGGAUCGGGUCACCGCCUUGAUGUUAGCGGAGAACGACAGGGUGUUGUCCAGGGUCACGCCAAGGCUCUUCGCACUCUGGGAGGAGGACACAACGGAGUUGUCAACCGUGAUGGCGAGAUCAUGGAACGGGCAGUCCUUCCCCGGGAGGAAGAGCAGCUCCGUCUUGCCAAGGUUCAGCUUGAGGUGGUGAUCCAUCAUCCAUACUGAUAUGUCUGCCAGACAUGCAGAGAUGCGAUUCGCCACCUGGUUAUCAAAAGGGGGAAAGGAGAAGAUUAGUUGUGUAUCGUCAGCGUAGCAAUGAUAGGAGAGGCCAUGUGAGGAUAUGACAGAGCCAAGUGACUUGGUGUAUAGCGAGAAUAGGAGAGGGCCUAGAACUGAGCCCUGGGGGACACCAGUGGUGAGAGCACGUGGUGCGGAGACAGCUUCUCGCCACGCCACUUGGUAGGAGCGACCGGUCAGGUAGGACGCAAUCCAAGAGUGAGCCGCGCCGGAGAUGCCCAGCUCGGAGAGGGUGGAGAGGAGGAUCUGAUGGUUCACAGUAUCAAAGGCAGCAGACAGGUCUAGAAGGACAAGGGCAGAGGAGAGAGAGUUAGCUUUAGCAGUGCGGAGAGCCUCCGUGACACAGAGAAGAGCAGUCUCAGUUGAAUGACCAGUCCUGAAACCUGACUGGUUUGGAUCAAGAAGGUCAUUCUGAGAGAGAUAGCAAGAGAGUUGGCUAAAGACGGCACGCUCAAUAGUUUUGGAAAGAAAAGAAAGAAGGGAUACUGGUCUGUAGUUGUUGACAUCAGAGGGAUCGAGUGUUGGUUUUUUGAGAAGGGGUGCAACUCUCGCUAUAUACUGAGAUCAUGUGACAGAUCAUGUGAUACUUAGAUUGCACACAGGUGGACUUUAUUUAACUAAUUAUGUGACUUCUGAAGGUAAUUGGUUGCACCAGAUCUUAUUUAGGGGCUUCAUAGCAAAGGGGGUGAAUAUAUAUGCACGCACCACUUUUCCGUUAUUUAUUUUUUAGAAUUUGUAGAAAUAAGUUUUUUUUUUCUCGUUUUUUUUUAACCAAUUUGGACUAUUUUGUGUAUGUCCAUUACAUGAAAUCCAAAUAAAAAUCUAUUUAAAAUGACCGGUUGUAAUGCAAGAAAAUAGGAAAAACGCCAAGGGGGAUGAAUACUUUUACAAGGCACUGUAUGUAAAUAAGCUAUUUCUGUUUUUGUUUUUUUAUACAUUUGAAAAAAUUUCAAAAAACAUGAUUUCGCUUUGUCAUUAUGGGGUAUUGUGUGUAGAUUGAUGAAGAUUUCUUUUUAUUUAAUCCAUUUUAGAAUAAGGCUGUAACGUAACAGAAUGUGUAAAAAGUCAAGGGGUCUGAAUACUUUCCGAAUGCACUGUAUACUGAUAGCUGAUCCGCUUGUGAAUUUAUGGGCCGUUUGUCCUCAUCUUCUGUAUGUGUGUUGACGUCCAUUUGUAUUUAUGCUGAGCUUUUGUGUGUGUGUGUGUGUGUUUCUUUUUACUUAGAGCCACAUUAUGACCUAAUGGAUUCUGUGGCACCCAAUAAAGUGGGGACGGCUCCUGUCUAGAUUGACUGGCAGACACACUGAUCCCUAUGGGAACUACUAAAGCACACACACACACACAGUGAUCCACUUUCCCCUCUCAAACACAUUAAGGCUUUAAGAGAGACCGAGACACCCUCGAAGGAGAGGAACGCUUGACUUCUAAAGCAAAUAUCCACAGCAGCAUUAUCAGCAUUCACUGUUUCUACAACUUCUAAAAGGGAACAUGUUAAAGUUAGGUAAUCCCAGGGCAUUCCAUUUGAGAUACAUAGUCAUGAUUUUUAUGCCUUGAUUGGUGUAGAUCAAAUGGUGUGACUGUGUUGUGUCAGCCUCAAUUGUGUAUCCAAUUUGUCCUGCGGUUGUAGGGUAUGGAAAAAGAUUUCACCUUCAAUAAAUGUAUGUUUCCUCCUGUGUGUUUUCAGGCUGCUUUCCCUGUCCGGGCCCCAACCUAAACCCCAUAGCACUGGGAGGACGCUGGCUAGCCUACGCUGAGAAUAAGGUAGGACACAGGCGCACACACACACACACUGAAUAUACACACUCACACACACACUGAAUACACACACCCAUCCAUCUCGUAUGUACUUAUCACAACACCAUAUUUACAAUCCUCCAGAAUUAUAUAUAUAUUUUUUUCUUUAAUCUCUCAGUACAACUCAUUCCAAGAAGAGACCACUAGAAAUGAUAACAUCUGAAAACCAACAGAUGUAUGUUUUUUAUGUCCAUUUAAUAGCAUUUUUGUAUUUUCCAAAAGCAAGUCCGCUCUACGCACUCUUGUAAUACGUUGAAUGGAUAAUUGUGGCUGGUAGUUUUCUGAUUACGCUCGGCCACUUAAGCAAUUGACAGAUGGGUCACGGACUACUUGUUACUAUGACAGUGGGAUAGGAGAGGAGUGUUUUUAAUGUUCUGCCACUCAUAUUCUGUUCCUGGUUGGCCUCAGGUGCAGGAGGAGGAUGAUAAUGUAUUUCUUAUCUAUGUUUUGCGCUUGAUCUCUCUCUCUCUGUCUCUUUCUGUGUCUCUCUCUCUCUUUCUGUGUGUCUCCCCCCCCCCUCCCUCCAGUUGAUCCGGUGUCACCAGUCUCGAGGCGGUGCCUGCGGGGACAAUGCCCAGUCUUACACAGCUACAGUCAUCAGCGCUGCUAAAGUAAGUCAAACACACACACCUCCCUCCACCUCAAUGGUUGUAAUAAAAUCAUCUACAUCUGUACAUUUCUGAGAAGUGAUAUUGGAUCCACCCUGGCUUUCCCCUGUGAGUCAGACACCAUUAUGAGACUCUAUAUCAUAACCCAGACACAGGCCUUGAGAGUCUAUGAGCAUCUUAACUCAUUUCUAUGGUCUCUGUGUGUGUGUGUCUGUAGGGGGUUCCAUCCUGUACUGUAUACUGUGCUGCAAUAUGGGACACAGCCCCUGUAAUACUCCUCUCAGCUGGAGAGCACCGCCAGGCUACGCUAACUGUUAAGCCAUUUGAUACCAAGCUGAAUUUAUACCCCUCCGCUCUGUUGAUGUAGCGGCUAAGCUAACACGCGCUACUAGCAUAGUGCAGCACUUUACUCAUAUGGUUCCAGUCUCCUGUCUUAUCCAAGUCCGCAAAGGGGAACCCUAAUUGAUUUAUGAAGACCCCUCGGGUCAGAGUUAUUCCCAUGGUCUCUCCCUCCCUCUCUCCUUAAUGAGCGCUAACAGCUAGCGUGAUAGAAGUCCCAUUAGCCGCUAAUGGCGGCAUAUAUCAAAAAGAGCAGCGGCAGCAGCGCUAAAGUGUUAGCCUGGCUAGCGGAGAGAGGGGGAAAUGAGGUUAAGGGGUCCCGAUAUGCAGACGGAUUGUCUGCAGCCGCCGUUUAAAACUAUAUAUUAUAAUCUCAAUAUUUUCACCCCCAUCCCCCAUCCCCCUCCUCUGGUCUACAACGCAACACUCAGACUGAGUGCUGCUGUCCAGAGACUUUGAGGAGGUGUAGAGGGAGCACUCAGGGGGGAGUAUUUGGGGAGUAUUUCCUAGCCUUUUAUAGGAAAUAACAUUUUAUAACAGCGCAUAAUUCCAGCUGUAUUAUUGUUCCUCAUACUAAUCACUGGAAUGUAAACAUAAAGCAAACCUGCUCAUUGUCUGACUGUGUGAUGCUCUGCACCAGUGUGGAGGCUCUGGGCCUAGCCAGGGUGUCUGACUCAAAAACACCUCUGUGGCCAGGGCCAGGCCAGGCUCAAGGAAAUGGAUAGUGCUGCUUAAGUGGAGUCUAUCUCACCGCUACACUGAGCUAAUGGAGUCCGUAUACUGUGUGUGUGUGUGUGUGUCAGCGCAAAGGGGCCCCGGUGAACCUAAUCAGGCAUUCAGGCCAGGCAGCACUGUCAAUACCGCGUGGCGCCUCUCAUUUGUUGGGUCUUUGCAUCACACACACCCUCACUUGGCAACUCCACCUAGCCCACUAACAGACUGGUGUGUGUAAAUUGCUCGGAGCCCCAUCAAUAAUGAAACAGGGCGUUUGGCUCCUAAUUGAUCAACACUAAUGUGUUUUCUAAUCACUGCAGUGUGAGGUUUUAGUGCUAAUCCAAACAGGAGCCAUUGAUCUGUGUAGGGCUGAGGGGGGAGACUGGGGAGGAGAGACUGGUGGCAGACACUCGGCUCCUGCUGUUUCAGCACUCCACAUCAUCAUCAUCAGCAGCAGCUGAUAGCAUUGAGCAAAUAGCCGGUCUCUCUCUCUCUCUCUCACACACACACACACACACACACACUCAUAGGCACACGUAGACAGUCAUUCUAUAUUGAUCAACACUCCUCUCCCAGAUCCCCAUAGUCAAACAGACAUACUGGUGUCUUCUUUAUUGGAAGUGUCUCUAGUCGGUUUAUGACAAUGAGCCAAAUCUGAUGUUUGUUUCCUGCUAUUCUCCACCUCCCCCCUCUCUCUCCUCUUCUCCCCCCUCUUUAUAUGCGCCGCUCUCGCUCUCCCUCCCCCUUUCCCUUGUCGUUCUGGUUAGACCCUAAAGACUGGUCUCACCAUGGUGGGGAAGGUGGUGACCCAGCUAGCUGGUACUCUACCCACUGGCGCGCCCGAUGAGGAGGGUGCUACCCCCCACAGCACCACCCGCCGAAGCCCCCAUGCCCCUGGAGUCAUCACUGUCAUCGACACACACAACGUCGGAGAGGGACAGGUAUGUGUGAUCACUAAGGCAUAG
Molecule: messenger RNA, 12184 nt
Organism: Coregonus sp. 'balchen'
Lineage: Eukaryota; Metazoa; Chordata; Actinopteri; Salmoniformes; Salmonidae
Source: the annotation of a GenBank genome assembly